GUCUAAAUAGGCCACAGUUUAGUGAAAACACAAAAGAAAUAGUUAAAUGUGGAUUUUGUUGUGGAGUAAAUGUAUAAUCAAUGUUACUUUUUAAGUAAUAAGAAUGAAAGGAGGCAUCGGCGGUUCCAGGACAUGACCCGGACCUAAAGACCCUCCGUGGAGCCCCGCCGCGUCUGUGGUCCAGUGGUCUGGUCCUGGAGUGUGUGGUCUGGUCCAGUAGGGCAGUGAGUGCCACCCAGUCAUGGACUCUGGUAUCGACUCGACGGACAGUAGUAACGGGAGUGUGGAGGAGGGGGGCGGUGGUGGUGCGGACGUCGUGAUGGAGGGUGAUGCUUUAACAGACUCUGUGAAUGAUCCCUCACCAAGGGCUCCUCAUCCAUCUCCUUCACCCAACUCUCCUCAUGCUUCACCCUCACCUAGUUCUCCUCAUCCGUCAUCCUUACACGGCUCCCCUCAUCCGUCUCCCUCACCUGGUUCCCCUCAACUGUCUCUUUCAUCAAGCUCUCCUCGCCCAUCACCGCCUGAAGCUCCGGCUCCCACUACGCUGAGGAGUCUGGCUGCUGCUGCUGCAGCCACAAACCCAGUGCCUUCUCAGUUAAAGACACUGGCAGCAACUGCUGUCAACGAUAUGCCACUAGAGGGGAUAGAGACACGGAACAGUAAUGAGACCGAAUUGUCACUUAGUGGAGCAAGCUCUGUGGACUCCUCUUCAAAUACGCCCGUUUGUGUUUUCAAAAUGGCCAAAAUGAAUGUUCCUGAAGGUAGUAGACUGCAGCUACACUUUCCUCUCUCUGAAGGAGGAAACAUAGAAGAAGAUGGCACAACUUUUGACCUGGAACCUCCACCAGGACUCACCUUUGCCAAUGUCUCACCCUCCAUGUAUCUUAGUCAUGGCUAUGAAAUUUACUCUCAAGGUUAUUCAGUAGUUCCAUAUGAAAACAAUGUUCUUCAGAAGAAGUUACGUUCUCUUCGGCAGAGAAUGAGGCAACACCAACAAUAUCAGGUCCUCUCCCCAAAAGCAAAAGAAAGGAAACUUCGAAUAGCUGUUAGCUUAAAUAAUGUUGAGACGGUUGAACAGCUUCUUAGAGAAGGUGUGAACCCUAAGGUCACUGAUGACAAGGAGAGAUCUCCCUUGCAUAUUGCUGCUUCUAAAGGCUACACAGAUACUGCAAGACUGCUGCUUCAAUAUGGAGCGGAUCCCAAUCAACGAGAUGCUAUAGGCAACACCGCCCUUCAUUUAGCAGCUUGUACUUCACACAUUCCAACAGUCACUCUGCUCCUGAAAUCAGGUACGAAUGUAAGGCAGACGGACAAUCAGGGUUAUUCGCCGCUGCACUUGGCACGCUCCAAACUUAAGCUUCUUCAGAGAGAUAAUAACUCCUCUUCUCAAGAAAUCAAGAAACAAGUUUAUCAGGUUAUCGAAAUGAUGCAGACAUUCCUGGAGUGCUCUGGGAGUGUAGAGGAGGCAGAAUUGCUCACUUCAUUCACUAGUCAGCUAUCACUCUCGGAUUCCCGCCAGCAAGUGGAGAGUGACGUGCAGGCUCUCCUUAACUCCCUCAAUGACCUCAGUCUUGUUAAGUCAAAAGCUGCAUGAAGGCUGAUUGUUACGUAUCAGAGCUCCAUUUGACUUACUCGAGUGUUGUCAACUUUAUAUCAGUGUACAGUAGAUGAAUUUUCAAACUACAAUGCUACCAUUUGAAAUAUUGUGAAUACAGGGUGUUUAAAAUGAAUAAAAUACUUGGGGGCCUUAAGAAGUUCUUUCAGAAAUCUGUAUUGCACAGUGAUUCAGGCUGCAGAUAAUGCUAAUACAGUAUAAGGUAUUUUUUACUAAAUAGCUUGUUAGCUGAGGUAGUAAACUUAAUAGAAGCUAUAUCUGAACAGGAUUGUGAUGCCUCUGUUAGAAAGUGAUAUGUGUAAAGCAGUCACUCAACACAUAUGACUUUGAUCAUUAACUAAAAGUAAAAUUAAGAUAUGCUUGCGUGUUUUUGUAUAUACUGACAGUGUGGCCAUGGGUGGUGUGUGUGUGAGUGAGUGAGGCCAUGGGUGGAGUAGCAGAAAUCUUUUAACUUUGUGUACAUUUAUGUUUUAAUACAUUAGUUGGUUGAGAGGUAUCUUACAUGACAAGUUAUGUGUUUGACAGUAGUGAUUGUGUGCAGUGUUCAGGUGUUACCUUACAAGUAUUAUAUUUGACCAUCCUCAUCUCAUACUGUUAAUUCUGUGGGUAUGCAAAUGGAGCAAAUAAAAUCUUUCAAAAUUUGUUUUGAGAAAAUAUUCUGAGUAAAUAGGCAUAUGUCAAAUUACAGUGCACCCUCGAUUCAACAAACUAUUUUGGACCAACCCCAGUUCAUUGCAAUGAGGGAUUCGUUGCAACCAGAGAUUCCUCCAGGAGGCCAUUAUUUGCAAACACUAACAGGGAAAUCUCAAAAGUAAAAGAUAUCAUAAAAUUUUGUUUUAAAUGUGCUCACUGGCAUUCCUAAGGCCCCAACUCUUUCUUCAUAUGUUGCACCCAUUUACAAAAAUAAUUAAAAUAAUGAUUGGAGACACAUUAACAGUGUUACCAAUCAUAUUCUAAUGUUUCCAAUGCUCUAUAGGUUGAUUUCAGUGGGUGAAAUUUUAAUUUCAACCUGUCAUAUGAAGGGCAGCUACCAAGAGAAACCUAUAUAUAAAGAGAUUUCAGCCCCAUUUAGUAUACUUCCCAUGCCCUUGCCUCAAAACCCUCUUUUCAGUGAAAAACGGGCCCAUAUUUAUAAAUGAAAACCGGGAAAUGUCAAAAGUAAAACGAACCAUAGAAUUUGGUUUUAAAUGUGCUCAAUGGCUUUCACAAGACCCCAACUCUUUCUUCUAAUGUUGCAGCCAUCUACAAAAAUCAUUAGAAACAUAAUUGAAGCCAUACUAACAGCGUUGCCAUUCAUUCUCUAGUAUUUUCUAUGCUCUAUGGGCUGAUUUCAUUAAGGAAAUCUUUAAUUUUUAACCAAUGGUAUGAUGGGCAAGUUUUCCACCAGUAUGUGAACUCUGUCCCAACAUCCUAAAAGCAAAUCCACAAAUCUCCCGCUUCAGCAAACAAGAGUUUGUGGAAUCGGGUGAGGCUUUUCCGGCCUGGAAAAGUGUGUUCCUACUGGAGAUUCACGGAAUCGAGGUUCCACUGUAAUUACGAGUGAAAUACAGCAACAAUACACAUUAAUUCAUAUCUUCACUACAUUAGUUGGGUAAUACAUAAAUUAUAAUAUAAAACAGUAGUGAAACAAUUUAUAACUUUCACUUGUCAUAACUAGAAAGACUUAUCAGGAAUAAAUACCUGUAAUAUUUUGAGGGGGAAUAGGUGCAGCUCAAAAUUCUAGUGAAAGAUUCUGUUUAACACAAGUAUUAACUGUGAGGAAGGUCAUCGAUUGCUUCAGUAAUCAUAAGUGCGUCCCAUAUCUCGUGUGAACUGUGGUCACAUUUAAUGUUUGUCGAGUUGUCCAUCUUGUGAAGAAACUCGGCAUCGAAUGUAAUGAAAUGCCAAUUUUUAGAGAAGCCCCAUUGGCUCCCUGAAGCUGUCUUCCUGAAAUUCCUUCUUACUAAAAGAUCACAUCAGUCACAGAUAGUUUUUUUGGCCUACCAGGGACCAGAACCAGAACCUGGCCCCACUUCUCAGAGACACAGAGAGCAGGUAACUGUCUGUCACCUCAUCAGAAAAAGCCUCAACACAGCUUUACAGAAAACAGGAGUGUUCACAGAAAACAACGCUUUGAAAACUGCCAAACGUCUACCACAAAUGAGUCGUACAGAGCAAGAGAUUCACUGAAACGAGAUCAAAACUCGUUAGUACUGAUUACCACCACCAGGCAGCCCAGCCAGCUACCCAAGCCAGUUCUGGACUUGACGAACAAUCCCAUGAUGAACGGACGAUCCAGGAAGGCAGGAGGUAAGCUGGCAGCCAUCAGGACUUCAACAGAAAUUGGCUUUUCAUUACAUUUAACACUGAGUUCCUAGAGGGAGCCCACUGUGGGUCCUGAAGCUAAUCUAACCACAGUGAACAUAAAGGGACUUAUCAGGAAAGAGAGUCAGUAAGUUCUUAAGAUGAAGAAGAGAAACCAGGCCAGUCAACACGGCCCAAAGCCACACACACGACUGUGCCCAGGAACAUUUCCCAAAUGCCGUACCAGGUUGCCAGCAUCUUGUUAGAACGCCAAAACCCCUGCAGUCCGAGUAUCAGCCCAGGACACAUUAUAGAAGAUGGCAACCAAAGUCACAUAUUUACGAACAUCAUGGGCCUAAGAGUAGACCACAGGCUGGCUAGGCUUGAUGAAACUGUGGACAACAUGGGAAAUGCGAACCUUGGAACAGGGAACCAAGGAAACGGGAUCAACCAAUGAGGCAUCCACAGAGACAGAACUUGUGGCACACAAGUAGUGGUAAAGAAUUUCUCAUGGGACACAACAAAUGAUGCCAUCCGGCUAAACAAACCAAGCUUCAGUUACCAAAAGUCCCCAAAUUAGCCCACAGACUAAUUUUUCACUGGAAAAAAAAGGGCUGCAAAUGAACAAAGCACCCACCAGGCCCAAAAGAACAAAACUUUUCUCCAGAACCUCUGGAGAAAAGCCUGAAGCUCCCUGACCUGACAGCCACUGGUGAGGGCCAACAAGAAAACCACCUUAGUAAAAAUUCAUAAGCCGAAGGGGAAACUGUAAAUCGAAGUGUGAAAAGAAAAGCCCAAUCAUGGUCACAAGACCAGGAUGGCUAAGGAAGAGCAUGAGAAGGCCAGAGGUGGACAAUUACACAAGACAACUUAGGGAACAGUGCCACGGAGGUGUCGACACUGAGUACGAGCAACACCUACUCCACGAUAGCCGAACAAUAAGAGGCGACAGUAUUUGGUAUAAGAUGCCAACCAAGAAACAACCAAGACAAAAAGGAAAGAGCAGAGCAAUCCAAAAUAGAUGAGAAGUGACAAAGGGACAGCUGGGAGAAGAAAGCCAGGCCACUUCAUACUGUUACUGCAAAGAAAGACAUGGGUGGGAGACCAACAAACCCACCACCCACACACCAUACAAACUGCGACAGAAAUUCAUCAAAGUCCAGACAUGUAGAGCAGAGGAUAAAUUCACAGCAGCAAAGUGCAUUGCCAUGUGGAUCUGCUGGAAGAGGUAGAUCCACAGAAAAAUACCCAGGUUUGGAUACCUGGCUAUAAGCACUGAAAACCAAAGCUUCACUGGUCACCAAGGAGCUAGAAGGAUUAUCCUUCUUGAAUACGGGUCUAUAAGGGGUACCUAGAGGCAAACUCAGGGAAGAGGGGAGCCACAAUCAUACCAACAAACACAGGUAGGGAGGAAGGGGUAAGAAAACCCUACUUAAAGAAGUCAGCAGCUGAUGCGACCUAGGAGAUGGUACACUAUUAGUGAUAGUAUCUUAACAGAGCCACCGGGGUUCACUCAAAUAUUGGCGUUUCAUUACAUUCAAAGCUGGUUUUAUUCUUUGAUCGAAAUUAGUUGUUACUGCUGACCCAUGAAUUUUUCCAUCGUGCUGACUGGCAGAUGAUGUAGCUACUGUUUUCCCAACAAUUGUUUAUAGACUCAGGCCAAUAUUCACAGAAUUUCCAUGUGUGUGUGUUGUACUGAUCUGUUAGGCUUGAGUUUCCGUUAUGUUCGAGUUUUUGGCAGAUAUUCUUUUUCAGUUGUCUGUUUAUUGAUUUAAGAUACGAGAGAUGUCACGUAUCAUUAAACCUAUGUUGUUUGCCAUUUAUAAUGAACUUUAUCAUGCUAGAGUAUUUCUCCAGUUUGGUGGCAUUUCUUACUAAAAGGCUUAGGAAUUUCUUUGAAAAUAAUAAAUUUUAAAUUCAUCUUAUUCUGUUCACCAUAUGUUGUAGUUUUAUUCAAAGAUUGUAAGUGUGAGUGGAGGUGCAUCAUGGUGUUAUACAAUUUUUAUUUUGGCUGUCCAGUAAAGUAGAUGAAGACAACAAGCUGGAAACUGAACAAAUAUCUAUGUAAAAAAUAGUGACAUGAGCUAUGAGACCGUUGAACAAGUGUUGCGAACAUAACUAUUCAAACAGUACAAAAAUAACAAAUGUUAAUGAAAUGAGUCAGUGUACCGUAGUGCUCUUUAUGUGUUGUGAUAGCAGUAGCUGUUUUAUAUUUUUGCUAAGGUUAAUUUUAAUGUCUUGAAAUCUGAUUUAUUUCUGUAAUCAUACAAGAUACUGUAUUUGCAAUUUUAAUUUGCAUGUUAUACUCGCUGUUAGAUGAGUAACUGAUCAAACUAAAUAAACCAUUUUCUCAAGUUUC
Messenger RNA from Procambarus clarkii (red swamp crayfish), 6257 nucleotides. Its product is annotated as poly [ADP-ribose] polymerase tankyrase-1. Gene Ontology annotation, molecular function: protein binding. Gene Ontology annotation, cellular component: nucleus. The record is from RefSeq and is a predicted model, not a curated record. NCBI's taxonomy places the organism in Eukaryota, Metazoa, Arthropoda, Malacostraca, Decapoda, Cambaridae.